AUGGCCAGUUUGCUUGACUCAGAGGCUCAGUUCAUACAACGGACCAUUGACCUGAAGCUGUCAGAUGAAUUGAAGCGUGGAUUGGUCAGGGCUGGAUUAAAAACGUUCGGAACCUUCGCCUAUGCACAUGGCCAACCUGGUCAAAACAUAUCAGACGAGAGCUUUGAAACAUGGGUCACUGGGCAGCUCCUGACAGGUGCAACAAUCGCAGACAUCGCCGGUGCCAAGAGGCUGCUCUUCGAGAGCCAAACCAUCGUCCUGGCAUCUCUGCAGGACCAAGUCAACACUACAGACAGUUCGGCGAUCAAAAAGGUGCCCAUUGCAGAGCGGGAAUCCAAAAUGAGGGCAAUCAAAAAGAGGUUGACGGGCCUACUCAUCGAAGGGCCGCUUGAACCUGGACACGGCCUUUUGGACACUACAGCCAGUAUGAUGCAGCUCAAUGAAAUCAAAUACAUUCCUCCCGAAAAAUGUAUUUCAAGGACUCAUGAAGUGAUGAAUCAGAAGUCCCCCACGAAGCAGCUGGACAUUUCAGCGGAGAACUUGAUUGUGAAGGAAAAGCAGGAUACUCCAGAUAUGACAGUUACAUCAGCGCUUCAAGUCCAAGAAGCCCUUCAAAGGCGUGGCAUAGCACUGGUGUUUGCAGAUCUAAUUACCCAUGAGAGCUAUACCAGGUAUCUGACUACACUUUUUGGGCAUUUGCACAGAGAUCCACCGGCGGGCUAUGCGAGGACCACCGUGAGUCAGCUGGUUUCUGCGGACAAAACAGUAUGGCAGAUGUUGUUGGAGGAAGGAGUUCAACCAAAAAGAGAUGAGAUGGGCACGUUGGCCUUAGACACAAAGCUCAUGGAGAGUCUCCAGAGCUACCGUGUGUCGUUCUCCCUGUUACCGUUGAUUGCGAAAAGGGACAACGCACCAAGCCCAACCAAGACUUCCAAGACGGCUACAAGUCAUGGUGGUAAGGGUGCCACUGCUUCAGUACUUCAGUGCAAAAGCCUUGGAUCAAGCCCAAGGGUGGGAAGAAAGGUGGAAAAGGGAAAGUUCGUGUUCCCAACCAUAUUUUCAAGUUGGGAGGUACAGCUUCGAAUCCCUCUGGUGAUGCAAUUUGCUUUGGAUUUAAUAGCGGCUCUGGGUGUGCAGAUGCUGCGGACGGUGCAAAGUGCAGGCGAGGAUUGCACAUCUGUGCAAAGUGUUAUGGAGUGCACAGUAUCCAAAAACAUGAGUCAAGUUGACUCGGUGGCCAACGAGAUUGCGGAGUUGGGCCUCAAAGAGUCCUUUGGGGUCGACCAUGUCUUGGAUAAGGAACUGCAUGGCACAGAAGUGACACUGAAAUCCAUGCGAGCAGCAGCAACAGCACAACCGAAGGCAUCUAAAAUGCCACCUGUGGUGCGUGAACACAAGUACGUUGUUUUGGUUACGGGGCCCUAUGCGGAUUUGUGCACAGAAAUAUUGGUGGAUGUGGGAUACCCUGACUUGGGAGUUUAUGAAGAACUAGUGAAUGGAACGGAGCUUGUGGGCGAGGUGAAACCGUUUGGCAUAUUUGAGAAGGCUUUUAGGCCAGCAGAAAUCACUACGGAACAGCUGAAAGCGUCUGGAAGAGCGGCCAGGCUCUUGAACUUUUACAAGUGCUCGUCUUCAGGCGAUGCUGAGGUUGAUGAUGUUGUCUACAACAAGACACUUGAGGAGGUGGAGCUUGGGUGGGCUCUAGGCCCUAUGGAGCUGAGUGAUUUGCCACCUGACGCUGUCGUCAGCAAAAGAUUUGGUUUGAAGCAGCCAGCAAAGAUUCGACUUAUUGAUGAUUUGAGUUCAAGCAAAGUGAAUCAGACGGUGCAAACAGCUGAAUCACCGAAACCACAUUCAGUGGAUUUCAUCGCAGCUAUGCUUUUGGAAGUAUUGAAGUUCAAUAAAGGGGUACAACUUUUUGGACGCUCAUUCGGCUUGAAAAGUGCGUACAAGCAACUUGCCAUUGCGGAAAAGUCAUUGUCAUUUGCGUUUGUAGCGGUCUACAAUCCAAGGUUGGGCAAGGCUGAACUGUUUCAGCUUCUGGCUGCACCGUUUGGUGCAACCAGAAGCUGGAAGUUCGCAGAGGAAGGCGACAAGGCAGAUGAUUUUGCAAAGGAGUUUGGAGCACUUGGCAUUCGCAUUAUUCUGGAUAAUUCAGCGGCUGGUUUGGUGAAGUUCACCAACACUGAGAAAAGGUUACAAACCAUUCGCUGA
This is a messenger RNA of Cladocopium goreaui, 2214 nucleotides long. NCBI's taxonomy places the organism in Eukaryota, Dinophyceae, Suessiales, Symbiodiniaceae. The record is from the annotation of a GenBank genome assembly.